This is a messenger RNA of Patiria miniata (bat star), 914 nucleotides long. RefSeq names its product CDP-diacylglycerol--inositol 3-phosphatidyltransferase-like. Gene Ontology annotation, biological process: phosphatidylinositol biosynthetic process. The transcript has 6 exons. Gene Ontology annotation, cellular component: Golgi apparatus; membrane. NCBI's taxonomy places the organism in Eukaryota, Metazoa, Echinodermata, Asteroidea, Valvatida, Asterinidae. Gene Ontology annotation, molecular function: CDP-diacylglycerol-inositol 3-phosphatidyltransferase activity. The coding region runs from base 171 to 830 and encodes 219 amino acids. The record is from RefSeq and is a predicted model, not a curated record.
CACACUACCAGCAACCUCGCUUGCCACGGACCGGCCGUAAAAGAGGAAUUUCAUCCCAAUCUGUUCUUGCACCAAGAUCCUCUGAAAGGCACGCGUCAUCCAAACACUAGUGCAUUUUUCAUCAAAUGAGGAAAGCGUUUCUUUGAAAUUCUCUGGAAAGGCUGUGAAAAAUGGCUGAAAACAUAUUUUUGUUUGUGCCUAACAUGAUAGGAUAUGGUCGUAUUGUACUGGCGCUGAUAUCCUUCUAUUACAUGCGGACUGACUACGUCACGGCCACUUGGUGUUAUCUGCUGAGUUAUUUAUUGGAUGAAUUUGAUGGCAUUGCAGCAAGGACCUUGAACCAAGAGACCAAGUUUGGAGAAAUGCUUGACAUGUUGACAGACCGAUGCGCAACCAUGUGUCUCCUAGUGACCUUGUCGGUCUUGUACCCUGACUACAUGUUCUGGUUCCAGCUCAUUAUGACAAUUGACAUGGCAGGCCAUUGGCUCUUUUUCCAUAGUUCCAUCUUGAAGGGAAUUUCCAAUCAUAAACUGGUUGACAUGUCUGGCAACCCCAUCCUACGCAUCUACUACACCUCAAAACCGGUGCUGGACGUUUUGGUUUAUGGAAAUGAGCUGUUCUACAUCAUGCUGUAUCUGCUGUAUUUCUCUGAGGGACCUCUGAUUCCCGUUGUGUCUGUCGGCAUCUUUCGUCUGAUCCUCCUCAUCUCGGCACCAGUCUCUCUCGCCAAGUUAGCUAUCACUCUGCUUCAUCUGGUCACCGCCGCUCAGGACAUGGCCAUCAUUGACGUCAGUGAGAGAGAACAGAAAGCCAAGAACCGGCAAGGUUGAGAAGAAAGGCAGGGAAAAGAGUAGGGCAAAGGUUAAUAUGGUGGAUAGUCAAGGUUUAGUGAUGGAUUAAGCCAGUGGGUAUAA